This is a messenger RNA of Spinacia oleracea (spinach), 687 nucleotides long. RefSeq lists its product as uncharacterized. The record is from RefSeq and is a predicted model, not a curated record. The transcript is spliced from 2 exons. Bases 1 to 687 code for a protein of 228 amino acids. Lineage: Eukaryota; Viridiplantae; Streptophyta; Magnoliopsida; Caryophyllales; Amaranthaceae. Gene Ontology annotation, molecular function: nucleic acid binding; RNA-DNA hybrid ribonuclease activity.
AUGUGGAAUGCAUGCACCCUGUGGGUCUUUGAGAAGAAAAAAGUUGACCCAAGAGUGGUGGUUGCAAGGACAAACAAUCUCCUGGGUGAAGUUAUUGUUGCUGGGAAAAAGGAGAAACUGCAAGAGGAAACUGGGGCGAGGGACGUGCAGGGGUGGACACCACCGCCUAGGGGUGUUGAUAAAGCAUAUUUAUAUAGGGUGUACGACAACCUAUCAGGUGUAUGCAAGAUCAACACAGAUGCUGCAGUAUCAGUGGAAGGCAAUAUCGGUUUGGGGAUGGUGGUUAGGGAUGAAGUGGGAGACGUUUUAAUGUCUGCGGGACGAAACUGGAGUGCACGAAUCACAGCCCUGCAGGCUGAAGCAGAAGCUAUGUGGUUUGGGUUACGAUAUGCCUAUGAUGCAAGCUUCAUAAAUGUGCAGCUAGAGUCCGACUGUUUGGUACUGGUUAAGCUGCUGCAAUCAAGAACCAAGGAGGAAUCAAGGACGCAAGUCAUUGUGAGUGAUAUUUGUAAUUUAGUGUGCUCUUUCUUAGCUUGUGCGUUUAAAUUUGCACCUAGAACAUGUAAUAAAGUGGCACAUGCCAUGGCCAAGGUUUCCUUACUCUUUGAAGAAGUCCUGGUCUGGAUGGAGGACUGCCCAUCUGACAUCUGCUCCCUUGUCAUGUUAUACAAGGCCUUGAUUGAGUAA